UCUGUCUACUUUGCCGUUGAAAACCCGAAACCUCUCUCUCUUUCCAUCUUCGUUUACUUUUCAAGUUCCAUUUUUUGUUUCAUUUAUUCGUCGUCACCCUUAGAAUAACUGGCCGACCGACGACCGACUGACUAAACGAGGAGGAAUCUAGAAUUACGCGUCUCCCAUUUGUUCUAAUCUAAUUGGAAUUUCAACUUAUUCACUGACCCAGAAGUUAAAGACCGUGAAUUUGACUUGGGUUGGAAUCAGAUUUCUCUUAGCGGUGUUCUGAUUUUUUAUGCAAUGUUGUUAGAUCUCAGUCGAGAAAGAAGAUUUGCGUUAUUGGGUUUGUUAAUGCUUGUAUUGCAAGUGAUUAUAGGCCGUUUCAGCUUUGUUUCGGCUAAUUUGGUUCUUAAAGUUCAGCAUAGAUUUUCAGGAAAAGGGAAGUCUUUGGGUGAUUAUUGGGCUCAUGAUGUUCGCCGUCAUGGAAGGAUUCUCGCUGUUGAUAUUCCUUUAGGUGGCGAUGGAAAUCCUACAGAUACUGCGCUAUACUACACUAAAAUUGGCCUUGGGACUCCUCCUACUGACUAUUACGUGCAAGUAGACACUGGAAGUGACAUUCUUUGGGUGAAUUGCAUUGGCUGUGACAAAUGUCCGAGGAAAAGCGACCUUGGUAUAGAGCUUAGACUAUACGAUCCACAAGCUUCAUCAACUGGAAAGGAGGUUACUUGUGACCAAGAUUUCUGCAGUACUGCAAAUGAUGAUCAGACUAGUUGUAAGGCUGGUACCAUUUGUCCUUAUAGUGUUAGUUAUGGUGACGGGAGUUCAACUUCUGGAUACUAUGUUAGAGAUAAUGUACAAUUGGAUCGAGCCUCUGGAGACCUUAGCACCACUCCUAUGAGUGGCACCAUUGCGUUUGGGUGUGGAAAUAGGCAAUCUGGGCAGCUUGGUUCAUCUUCUGAAGCACUAGAUGGGAUCAUUGGUUUCGGACAAGCAAAUUCUUCUAUGCUAUCCCAGCUGGCAUCAACUGGGAAGGUGAAAAAGAGUUUUGCACAUUGUUUGGAUGGUAAUAACGGAGGUGGAAUAUUUGCUAUUGGAGAAGUUGUGCAACCAAAGUUGAACACAGUUCCAUUGAUCCCAAAUCAGCCACAUUACAAUGUUAAUUUGAAGUCAAUUGAAGUGGGCGACUCUGUUCUUUCACUCCCUUCAAGUUUCGGUAGUAAUUCAGAGAGAGGGGCGAUAAUUGACAGUGGUACAACACUUGCAUAUCUUCCCGAUUCAGUCUAUAAUCCAUUAAUGGAUAAGAUAACGUCUUCACAACCUGAUCUGAAAUUGCGUACAAUUGAGCAGCAGUUCACUUGCUUUAAAUUUAGUGAAGAUGUUGACUCUGGAUUUCCAGCGGUCAAAUUCAAUUUUGAAAAUUCACUUUCAAUGACUAUUUACCCUCGUGAAUACCUGUUCAAAAUUCGUGAUGAUGUUUGGUGCUUUGGAUGGAUGAGUAGUGGCACACAGACAAGAGAUGGGAAAGACUUGAUACUCUUGGGAGAUAUGGUUCUGUCAAAUAAGCUUGUCUUGUAUGAUCUUGAGAAUCAGGCACUCGGAUGGACUGAGUAUAAUUGUUCUUCGAGCAUUAAGGUUAAGGAUGAGGCAACAGGUGCUGUUUAUGAAGUUGGCUACCAUCGACUUUCUUUGGCAUAUAUUUCAGCUCCCGGAUGGCUAAUAACGUUGUGGACAUUGUCAUUUUCUCUCAUCUACAUUGGUUUCACGAAAUGAUACAAACAACAACAUAAUCGAUUUAUACCACAGUUAUGUCAAAAGAUGAGAUAUGAUUCAUUGAUGAUCUAUCAUUUAUUUAUUUUGUUAUGUAUGUAUUGUCAUUGAAUAACCCACACAAUUUUAAUGUACUAAGUUUUAAAUGUAUAAAUAUAUGUGUUAUCUUAUUAGAUUG
Messenger RNA from Impatiens glandulifera, 1927 nucleotides. Its product is annotated as aspartic proteinase 36-like. Gene Ontology annotation, molecular function: aspartic-type endopeptidase activity. Bases 283 to 1752 code for a protein of 489 amino acids. Gene Ontology annotation, biological process: proteolysis. The transcript is spliced from 10 exons. Lineage: Eukaryota; Viridiplantae; Streptophyta; Magnoliopsida; Ericales; Balsaminaceae. The record is from RefSeq and is a predicted model, not a curated record.